Messenger RNA from Argiope bruennichi, 2614 nucleotides. RefSeq names its product sucrose-6-phosphate hydrolase-like. Gene Ontology annotation, molecular function: beta-fructofuranosidase activity. Gene Ontology annotation, biological process: carbohydrate metabolic process. The transcript has 3 exons. The record is from RefSeq and is a predicted model, not a curated record. Gene Ontology annotation, cellular component: cytoplasm. NCBI's taxonomy places the organism in Eukaryota, Metazoa, Arthropoda, Arachnida, Araneae, Araneidae. The coding region runs from base 232 to 1830 and encodes 532 amino acids.
AAUGAAGGAAAAAGAACCGCAGAUGCAUUUUUCGAACACGAACUAAAUGCAUACGUUGCGCAGUAGGAAUGCGCGAUAAACUGACAACAGCAAUCAAUUCACCAAUUUCUAUAUUUUUCCUCACCUUUUUUCUUCCGAUGAAUUGUUUAUGAGAGGACUUUCGACUUAAUUUGAAAAUAUUCGAAAUAAAAAAUUUUCCAUGAUCACUGCCGUGAUUUUUUACGUUUAACAAUGCUGAUUUUCACACUUCUCUUGUUGUUUUUUGUAAAUUCUUUGGACUAUAGUUAUGGCUCUCAACAGCUAACAGAUGAUGAUUUUACUUAUUCUACGGAAAAGGCCUUUCAAGUCAUUGAAGAAAUAUCAAAGAAUAAUGAUGAGUCCAAAAAUCGAUCUACUGAGGACAGAGACAAUUAUGAUUCCUCAGUAUCGACAAAAGGGGAUUGGUAUCCGACGUAUCACCUGUCUCCGCCCAAAGGCUGGAUGAAUGACCCUAAUGGACUAAUAGAAUUCAAAGGUUAUUAUCACGCCUUCUAUCAGCACAACCCUUCUGAGCCAGUAUGGGGCGACAUGCAUUGGGGUCACGCCCGAAGCAAGAACCUCAUCGAAUGGGAACACCUCCCGGUAGCACUGGGGCCAUCCAUCGAUGAAGACAGGGAUGGCUGUUUUUCUGGAUCAGCCGUGGACGACAGAGGCACUUUGACCUUAAUAUAUACGGGAAACGUUUUCCUGGAAAACGACCAACUUCAUCAAGUGACGUGCCUGGCUACCAGUAACGAUACCAUAAACUUCACAAAACUGGGAAAGGUCAUGGAUCCGCCGAAAGGUGUACAGCACUUUCGCGAUCCAAAGGCUUGGCGGGCUGACAACAGGUGGUAUGUAGUGAUGGGCACCCGAGAUGGUGACCUUGGUGAGGCACAUUUAUACCAAUCUGAAGAUCUUCGCCAAUGGGAAUUCGUGCAAGUUCUCGCUAAGGCAGAUAUUGGACAAGGGUACAUGUGGGAGUGUCCGGACUUCUUUCCAAUUGACGACAAAUAUUUGCUGGUACUUUCACCGCAGGGAAUGCCAAAGAUAGGCUACAAGAAUCGAAAUCUUUAUCAGAGUGGUUACUUCUUAGGCAAAUGGAACUCUGGUGAUUAUUUUCAGAUUGAGCAGAAUUUCACUGAGAUGGACAACGGACAUGAUUUUUACGCCCCACAAACAUUCUUAACAUCUGAUGGCAGAAGGAUUGUCGUCGGUUGGAUGGAUAUGUGGGAAUCCCCCUUUCCAGAGAAUGUUUUCGGUUGGUCCGGGAUGUUCUCUUUGCCACGCGAACUUACACUGGCUAAGGAUGGCACACUUUUGAUCGAGCCAGUGAGAGAAAUCGAAGACUUUCGAGGAAAGGAGGAUCAUUUGAACAGAACAGUCCUAAACAAGUCUUUUCUGAAAAUACACGAUGACGCCACAGCAAUGGAAAUCGUUAUGACCUGGGACGUGAAAUCCAGCGAUGCGGAGACAUAUGGCCUCCGUCUUGGCGACGCCAACCUCACAGACGGUGGUCUUUAUCUCUAUGUUGACACACAAGCACGACGGUUGACUUUGGACAGGCGAUAUCUUCAGCAUUCUUUGAGUGGUUAUCGAAGCAUUCCCCUCACAGGGAUAGACACAUUAUCUCUGCGGGUCUUUUUGGACCACUCAUCGGUGGAAGUUUUCGUAGAUGGAGGGAGAAAAUGCAUGAGUAGUCGCAUCUACCCAGAAAAGGACCAAAGAGAGUUGUCGGUAUUUGCAAACAAUGGUCAAGCUGUUCUUGAAAACUGUUCUUGGUGGCCGAUCAAAGUGGACAAUAUAAACUGAGAAAUGGCUCGAACACCCUUAUUAGCACAAAAUGCCGAAUAACAUUGUUACAAUAUCUUUCCGAUAUUGGCAGGCAUUCAGUUCAUUGUAUAAUGUCGUGGGAAUAUCAUACAAUAUAGCUAAUAGAGACAAUUCUUGUUUAAAAAUGGCAAUUGAACCUUCUUAAAACUCUCUUGAGAACUCUUUUUAACCCUGAGCAAUCAACAAGAGCCCGGAGAAGAUUAUUACAAUGUGAUGUAAGUUCAAUUCCGUGUGCAGUCUCAGAUUUUCUUCAGACAGUUUAAUUUCUUUUAAAAUUUCUUAUUUUACUUCUAAAAUUUCAAUUCAAAAUAAUAUUACACUAUUUUUUUAAAAAAGAAAUCUUUACAUUUAUUUUGUAUUAUUAAGAAUAAAAUGGGUGCAUUCGACAAGUGACAAAAUUGUAAAAUACAAUCCGUGUAAAAGUGGGAUAAUUUUCUUCCCAUAUCUUGUGGUGGAUUGUAGAGAAUUUUUGUUAAAGAAUCAACGCGAAAAAGGAUUUUGAGAAAUCUGAAAUAACUUUCAGCUUUUUGAAUGAUUCAAUCCGAGAUAUCGGCAACUUGGUCUUGAUCUUAUUCUUUUUAUCUUAUACAAUUCCAUCUUUCUGAAAGAUAUAAUUGCAGUGGAGAUGACCGACUCGUUAUGUGUUCAAAUGUUUCUUUCCCAAAGUACUGGCAAAAGAUGCAAUUGCUGUAAUUUACUGCUAUUGCAUUAACUGUAAUUAUAUUGCUGUAAUUUAUUGCUAUUAAAUAUUAUUACUGCUUAA